CUCAGUAGUUGCGUUAUCUGUGAGAGGUGUGGCCGUGCUCCUUACUGUCUGUGAGAGGUGUGGCAGUGUUCCUUACUGUCUGUGAGAGGUGUGGUCGUGCUCCUUACUCUCUGUGAGAGGUGUGGUCGUGCUCCUUACUGUCUGUGAGUGGUGUGGCAGUGCUCCUUACUGUCUGUGAGAGGUGUGGCCGUGCUCCUUACUCUCUGUGAGAGGUGUGGCCUUGCUCCUUACUCUUCCUUUAUAACCGAAAACACAACCGGUCCUCUGGGAGCAUGUUGUACUGGGCGGCCGGGGUGGCGCUGGUGGUCCUGGCCAUAAGGAUCAUCUACAGGUACCAAUCAGGCCGAUGUUACUCCCAAAGGCAACUGGUGGGCAAGACGGUUGUUGUCACCGGAGCUUCUGCUGGCAUCGGGAAGGAGGCGGCACGAGACUUGGCCCGACGUGGAGCUCGAGUUAUCCUCGCCUGCAGAGACACUAACAAAGCUCAAAAAGUGGCAGAUGACAUCAUGAGGACUACAGGCAACAGGAAGGUGGCAGUACGAAAGUUAGACACGUCCGACCUGGCCUCUGUCAGGAAGUUUGCCCGAGGCAUCCUUGCCACAGAGACCGCUCUUCAUGUCUUGGUAAAUAACGCAGGAAUUGUUGGUAUGACAGAGAGGAAGCUAACAUCAGAUGGUCUGGAGCUGACAAUGGCCACCAACCAUUUUGGUCACUUCCUUCUUACCAACAUGCUGCUGGGGCUGUUGAAGGAUAGUGCUCCGAGCCGGGUGGUCAAUGUCUCCAGUGUAGGACACAAGUUUGGCAGCUCACUUGACCCAGAUGAUCUAAACUAUGAGAAGAAGCCUUUCCCCAUGUCUAUGGCUGUAUACGGCCAAACCAAACUGGCCAACAUCCUGUUCACAAACGAACUUUCUAACAGGCUACGUGGCACAAGUAAGACCAAGAAACAAU
Messenger RNA from Procambarus clarkii (red swamp crayfish), 951 nucleotides. The record is from RefSeq and is a predicted model, not a curated record. Lineage: Eukaryota; Metazoa; Arthropoda; Malacostraca; Decapoda; Cambaridae.